AUGGCGUCAAUCAAUGACCUCGCUGCGGCCGCCAUCGCCACCUCCUCUGGACAGCAGAAUGCGGCGGGACGUGGUGCGCUCAUUGUCCUAGAAGGCCUUGACAGAAGUGGCAAGACGACCCAGGUCAAGCUAUUAGAGCAGCGCUUUGUUGAAGCUGGCAAAAGGUCAAGCAAGUCCAUCAAUUCCCUACUAGCGAGCGGCACAACCGUCCUCUGCGAUCGAUAUUACUACAGUGGCGUGGUAUAUAGCGCUGCGAAGCAGAACCCUGCGCUGUCCCUCCACUGGGCGCGCGGCCCCGAGGCUCGCGAAAGAGGUGGCUGGGGCGGCGAGGUCUACGAGAAGGCGGAGAUGCAGAAGCGCGUGCGCGAUCUCUUCUGGGGCCUGAGCCUGGGAACGAUUGGAACGCCAGACGGACCUGGGGGAACCCCGCAGGAAAGGUCCGAACCCGCCGGGGUCGCGGAAACGAGGCAGUUUAGGCAGGAAGAAGAAGACCUUGUGCUCGUUGAUGCGAGCCCGUCGGUAGAAGAGGUGGCCGAGGAGAUUUGGAAGAAGGUGCCCCGCGUCGACGCCGUAGAUCGGGGAGAGGUCGGGAGGACCGUUCGGCUGGUUGCUUGA
Messenger RNA from Parascedosporium putredinis, 615 nucleotides. Lineage: Eukaryota; Fungi; Ascomycota; Sordariomycetes; Microascales; Microascaceae. The record is from the annotation of a GenBank genome assembly.